AUGGCGAGUGUGUUACUGCUCGCUGCCUUCCUUCUGUGCGGCAGUUUCCCUGUCGGCGCCCAGGACACCAGGACCGACCAGGCCGGGUCCGUCCUGAGGGAGUAUGUAGACAAGGGCUACUGUACCUACACCUAUGUGGUUCCGCCCGGGUCCCGUACAGGGGGCUGUGCACCGCCGGGCCUCGAGAGCCAGCUCGCCGAGACCAAGGAGGAAACGGGCCGCUUGAAAAAUCAAGUUGAUCGCCUGUCGUCUCUGGUGGAAACCUUGCUGAGUCAGCAGUCCGAUCUGGCCAACCAACUGUCAGAGGAAAGAGCCAGGAGUGCACAGCGGGAACAGAACCUGACACGGGAGCUACACGAACAAGAAACACGUCUGACGAAGAAGAUACAAGAACAAGAGACCAGGGUACAGAAUCUGAAUACGACCUUGUACGAGCAUGACAUGGCCAUCAAACAACGUCAGCAGUGUACUUGUGAGAGGCUGGAGCCAGGUGACAUCGUCUCUUCAACUGCAGCCACGCUGCCCACUGAGCCAGUGUCCACCGCUGAUGGCCUGAUAACCGCGUCAGACUGCGCGGAUCUCUAUGCGGCAGGAAAUACAGUAAGCGGAGUCUACAACAUUAGAAUCGGCUCCUCUAACAUAGAGGCCUACUGUGACAUGGAUAUCGCAGGGGGUGGUUGGACCGUGAUCCAACGGCGGCAGGACGGGUCGGUUCCCUUUAACCGGACUUGGGAGGAGUAUAAACGCGGGUUUGGGAACAAGAGCGGGGAAUACUGGCUUGGGAACGAGAACAUCCACCUUCUGACCAGUCAGAAGAACUAUACCCUCAGGGUGGACAUGCAGGGUUGGGACGGAGAGACCCGGUAUGCACGUUAUACCACCUUCAGGGUGUCCGGUGAGUCAGACCAGUACCGGCUGCACAUUUCUGGGUAUUCAGGCACAGACGGGAUGAGAGACGGCAUGCUUUAUAACAACAUGGAGAUGUUCUCCACUGUGGACAGGGACAACGAUCGCCAAAGCAGUGGCCACUGUUCUCUGGAGCGCGGACAGGGCGGCUGGUGGUUUGAUAGCUGCGGUGCCUCCUUCCUCAACGGUCGCUACCUUGGCAACUGUGGGUACUCCUGUCCACACUUUCAAGGUGUGCUGUGGUACUACUGGAGAAGCCUUAAUUACUCCCUGAAGUUUGUAUCUAUGAAGAUUAGGCCAUAUUAACACGCGUAUGGCAUUGCACUACCCGUGACAUGUGUCAGCAUUUUCAAUGAAUUUAUAUAUCAGUAAGAAUAAAAAAAAAAACAAUCGGUAAUAUCGCCCUUCUGAUUAACUCAAGCUGUAUCAGAAUAACAAUUACACGUGGUGGUGUCAUAAACAACAUAUUACCUGCACUACCCACGUGAUAUCUGAUGGCAUUAUGAAAAAUAACACUUGUAUGGGUUCAUGAAUCACAAAAUGUGUCUUAAAACUCUGAUUAUAUCAUGUUUUUCUCAGAAUAAUAUUGGCACCUGUAAGGUGUAAAAUUCAACGAUAAAUUCAGUCCAGCAUACCUGCUCUAAACAAGCCUUUUAAAUUUGUAAGGUUUUUACUGGUACUUUCUAUUCUACUUUUUUUUGUGACUUUUGGUUACGUGAUCUAGUUUGGGAUGGGAAACGUUUAGCAACACUAAUAUAAGAAAAUACAGAAACUUAACAAUAAUUAUAUGACAACUUUUACUGUUGUAUUUUGCAUUUAUUGGUAAUGGUACAUGUGAUUACUUACGUAAUUGUAGGCAGCUGGUGAUAUAAAUAGAUAAAGCUGCAAGGAAGCUGUGGGGAUUUUUGUGCUCGGUAUUAUAAUAGAAAAGGCUGUGGUGUUUUUUGUCUCUACAUCAUGGGUGAUAGGUGUAUGAAGUUAGAAAGAAAGCAAGAAAGCAACAUGUCAUUGUGUAGGUAAAUUUAGGCAG
Molecule: messenger RNA, 1936 nt
Organism: Branchiostoma belcheri (Belcher's lancelet)
Lineage: Eukaryota; Metazoa; Chordata; Leptocardii; Amphioxiformes; Branchiostomatidae
Product: angiopoietin-related protein 7-like
Exons: 5
Coding region: 1-1212 (403 amino acids)
Source: RefSeq, a predicted model, not a curated record